Molecule: messenger RNA, 1397 nt
Organism: Drosophila hydei
Lineage: Eukaryota; Metazoa; Arthropoda; Insecta; Diptera; Drosophilidae
Product: rRNA N6-adenosine-methyltransferase ZCCHC4
Exons: 3
Coding region: 5-1375 (456 amino acids)
Biological process (GO): rRNA methylation
Cellular component (GO): nucleolus; cytoplasm
Molecular function (GO): zinc ion binding; rRNA (adenine-N6-)-methyltransferase activity; nucleic acid binding
Source: RefSeq, a predicted model, not a curated record
UCAAAUGGGUGAAAUCAGUGAAAAACUUCUUCUCCAAGUUGAGGAAGAUGACACAGAUCAACAUCCCUGCUGCCCGCAUGGACCCACAGUGCUCUUUUAUCGCCAAAAUCAAACACACCGUGAUGGGUUCUAUGCCUGCGCCGCAUAUCGUAAUCCUAAGCUCUGCGCUUUUCGCAUGGAUCACAUGAAAUGGAAAGGUAACCAGAUAAAGCGAGUGCCAGAUAUACGCGCCUAUCCCCAGGAACGGUACGAUGAAGAUCCCGAUCCCACAAGUCACCUGAAAGCACUUUCACAGGACGAUGUGCAUGCCCAGUACUUUUUCGAUCAACAGGCCCUAAAAUUCAUUGCAGAUCAGUGUUGUUUGCUGAAAAUUGAUAAAGUGGUAUGCAUGGGCGCGCCUCGUCUCCAUUUCUACCUGCGACGUAUACAGAAAAUGCAAAGUUUCUUGCUUGAUUUCGAUGAGCGUUUUAGUAAAUAUCUGAGUCCUCAGGAAUUCUGCCUAUACAACAUGUGCAACAAUCACUUUUUCUACAACCGCCAACCCUUUGAAAUGUUCCUCAAAUGCAAUAAUGAUGAACGCAUCUUAAUUGUCACGGAUCCACCCUUUGGCUGUAGAACCGAGCUCAUUACAAAUACGCUGAGAUCCUUAAAGCGUUUGCAUAAUAGCCUCAAUCAGCUGCCCGCCACUCCACUCUCUAUAUUUUGGGUGUAUCCAUACUACAUGGCGAACUAUAUAAAACAGGAUAUGCCCGAGCUGCAAAUGUGCGAUUAUAAGCUAAAUUACACCAAUCAUAGUCGAUAUACGAAUGUGGGCAACUCCAGACGUUCCUAUGGGUCGCCAGUGCGCAUCUUUACCAAUGUACCGCUUGACCUGUUGCGCCUGCCGCUUGCGCAGGGCUACAAACAUUGUGAUAAAUGUCAACGUGACACGGCCAUAGAGAAUGUGCAUUGCGAUCGCUGCCGGAAUUGCUGUUCGCAGAAUGGCCAAACCUAUCGGCACUGUGAGCUCUGCGAUAUGUGCGUGAAACCGAACUAUGUGCACUGCUCGAACUGUCGCCGCUGUUGUCAACGUGUUGGACACGACUGUGCGUUGUAUCAGUCGAUGCAGCAUUGCUGGUUGUGUGGCCAACGGGGUCACAUUGAAAGUAACUGUGAAAUCUGGUCACAGCUCUCACGACAGACCAACCAACCACAGUUAAAGGCCGGUAGAUGUCUUAUUUGCGGGCAACAGUGUCAUCGUGAACGUAAUUGCCCACGGCGCAAUCGUUACUUCAAGGAAUCUGAAUUCAUGGGACAAACUUUGAUAAGAUCACAAAACCGAAAGUUGGUAGCUGCACGAAAUAAAGACAAAACUCGCAAGUUUAAGAAAUUAUAAAAAAAAAUGAGUUAAUUGUUAU